Molecule: messenger RNA, 2229 nt
Organism: Zingiber officinale
Lineage: Eukaryota; Viridiplantae; Streptophyta; Magnoliopsida; Zingiberales; Zingiberaceae
Product: zinc finger MYM-type protein 1-like
Exons: 4
Coding region: 1-2229 (742 amino acids)
Source: RefSeq, a predicted model, not a curated record
AUGUUGAAAUAUUUUGCAAAGAGGCUUAGGAGUUCAAUUGAAUCGUCUAGUGUUCCGGAUGAAGAGUCUACUCCUGCACCACAACCACUACCACCUCCUCCUCCGCAAAUUUUAUUUGAAAAUAUUGAGAAUCUGAGUAGUGAAGUAGAAAUUGUUGCUGAUCCUGGUUUACGAAAAUUGAUUGAAGAGUAUGAUGUUGGUGCUAGAGAUCGUAUUCGAAAAGAAUAUGUUGCUAUGGACCCUUGUCAACCUCGAGGCCAUAAUUUUUCAAGAAAAAAAUGGGUAAAGACAAUAGAUGUUUCAGAGAGGUUUGGUUUAAAGACCGUGAUUGGUUGGAGUAUAGUGUUUCAAAGGAUGCAGCCUUUUGUUUCUGGUGGAGUUGGUAGUGCGCACAUUGAGGCAAGAAUACAGUUUGAGGGUUUCAAGAAUCAAAGACAAAGUGUGGAGUAUUCAUUUUCAUCGGGGAAACAUGAGCUUGAAGUUGCUUAUCGCAAAUGCUUGACUUCCACUUUAAAAAGGAAAUUUUUAGAAUUGCUCAAAUGGUAUAGCUCAGAGUGUCCAGAAGUUGCGGCAGUUGUUGGAAUGAAUGCACCUGGAAAUAAUCAAAUGAUUGCCCCAAAAAUUCAAAAGCAAUUGGUGAAUGCUUGUGCAGUUGAGACCACAAAUGCUAUUCUAGCUGAUCUUGGAGAUAGAUGGUUCACUUUACUACUUGAUGAAGCUCGUGACUGUUCAGUGAAAGAGCAAAUGACAGUUGUUAUUAGAUAUGUGAACAAACAUGGAGAGGUGAUUGAACGAUUUAUGGUUGUAGUUCAUGUUGCAACAACUACAACUGCUUGUUUGAAGGAGGCAAUCGACUCUUUAUUUGCUAAGUAUGGUUUGUCAGUGGCGAGAUUGAGGGGUCAAGGAUAUGAUGGUGCUUCAAAUAUGUCUGGAGAAUUUAAUGGCUUAAAGUCACUGAUAAUGAAAGAAAAUCCGUAUGCAUUGUAUGUUCAUUGUUUUGCUCAUCAACUCCAGCUAUUGGUUGUAACAGUUGCUCAAGCAAAUCAAUAUGUUUGUGAUUUCAUGUGGAUUGUUGGUUCGAUUGUGAACACAUCUGCAUCAUCUUGCAAAAGGGACGACAAACUUCGACAACUUGAACAUGACAAAAAAGUUAAACUUCUUGAAAGAGGAGAGAUUAGUUUUGGUAGAGGACUAAACCAAGAAACUAGUCUAGCUAGACCUGGAGAUACACGAUGGGGGUUUCAUCAUUCAACUUUAUGUCGUAUUGAACAAAUGUGGCCAUCUGUUAUAGAGGUUCUUCAAAAUUUGAUUGAUGAUGGUAAUCGUUCUUCUAAGGGUUUAAGUAGAACUUUGGUUGAAAGAAUGGAGAGGUAUGAAUUUGUGUUUAUUCUACUAUUGAUGAAAUGUAUAUUGGCAAUCACAAAUCAUUUGUCAACCGUUCUACAAGAGAAAGAUCAAAAUAUUGUGAAUGCGAUGCGUUUGAUCAACAAUGUGAAAUGCAAAUUGCAAAAGUUGAGAUAUUAUGGAUGGGAUAUUUUACUUGAGGAUGUGAAGAAGUUUUGUAACACUAAUUUCAUUGAAAUAAUUAAUAUGACAGAUAACAUCAACAGCCGUAGUCGUUUGAAGAGAGAUGGAAAAAAUGUUAAUUUUGAUCACUACUUCCAUGUUGAAAUCUUUUGUGAGGUUAUCAAUAUUAUUCUACAGGAGAUGGAUAGUCGUUUUUUUGAAACAACUACAGAUUUGUUGAUUUAUAUGUCAUGCCUUGAUCCUAGGAACUCGUUCUCUAGAUUUGAUGUACACAAGUUAGUUCGUCUAGCUCAUUUUUGUGAGGAUGAUUUUUCUUGGAAUGAGCGUAUGUUGGUUGAACAAGAGCUUGAAACAUAUAUUGAUGACGUCAGAUCAGAUGAACGAUUUGAAGGCAUUUCAGAUUUGGGAGCUCUUGCAAAGAAAAUGAUUGAAACAAUGAAGAACCGUGUAUUUCCUUUGGUUUAUCGGAUGAUUGAGCUAUCCUUACUUCUUCCAGUUGCUACUGCAACCGUUGAAAGAAUGUUUUCGGCAGUGAAUAUUGUCAAAAUAGAUUUGCGAAACAGGAUUGGAGAUGAAUGGAUGAAUGAUAAUUUGGUAGUCUAUAUCGAGAAAGAUGUUUUUAAUACUGUCGACAAUGAGCUAAUUUUACAGCGUUUUCAGAAUAUGGAGUCUCGAAGAAUGCAAUUGUCACGUAUUCGUUAG